This is a messenger RNA of Homalodisca vitripennis (glassy-winged sharpshooter), 1675 nucleotides long. RefSeq lists its product as uncharacterized. Bases 75 to 1136 code for a protein of 353 amino acids. NCBI's taxonomy places the organism in Eukaryota, Metazoa, Arthropoda, Insecta, Hemiptera, Cicadellidae. The record is from RefSeq and is a predicted model, not a curated record. The transcript has 7 exons.
UCCUAAUCUGUUGUUAACGUGUACAGGUUGUAGUGGAGCGUCGUCUUUUGGGAGGCUUGCCGUUAGACUCACCAAUGCUCAGUGACAACUUUCUGCUCAAGUGCAUGUACCGUUACGCCAUACUGAUAUUGAUCUUACACAGACCUGAACCACAGACUGCUGCUAAUGACGAGAGUGUUGUGGAUGCGUUUGACGCUUCGGUCAUGUUCUACCAGUUUCUUGUUUGGACUAUCAGGGUUAUCAAACCUUUGAUGCCACAAGAAAUUGAAGCAGAGGCAGAUAUCAGUGUUCUGUUGAUAAAGGAUAUCUUGCGUGCUGCUGCCAACCUUGUAGACCUGAUGUACGCCAAUGAGGAAACAGUCAUGAAAAUAGCAGAACUGAUACAGGGCCUACUUUCAUCAGAGUGUGGUCUGUGGUUCGUGGAGUCCAGCAUGAUUGUGGUGAAGCACUUGAAAGACUACACAGAGGCAAAGUAUGGAGCUGAGGAUAAGGCACAGCUGAUGAAGAAGGUGGUGCCUUCUUUGCUCAGUCAGGCCCUCAGGCUUCUCUCAGUCAAGAAGUAUACUAGGGACCAGAUGGCAGACUACAUCAAGAAUAUAUACGAAGUGAAGACUGCCAUAUAUGAGGUGUUAGUUUGCCUGAAGAGGAUAUAUGGCCCACACUCCACACUGCUGCAGACCGUGCUUAAACUCUUCACGGACGCUUUGGUCGCUAUCAUUGUCCACGAUAUCAAACAUCUGCAACUAUUGGACACAGUGGACAAAGUGCAGGAAUUGCCGUUUGUGUGUGGGUUUUUAAUAUCUAUCGUAGUAAGACCCAACCUUGUCUCCCUGUGGCUGGGGACUGUGCCUUCUUCCAUCUCUCAGCUGUACACAACGGAUGGUAACCUGUUGGUGGCGGUGGUGUCUUUACUUCACACACUUGCACAUUCUCCGGAAUUGUCAUUACCUAAGCAGGAGCUUGGGGCUGCAGUGAGGGAGGCAUACUCUACAGUGACAGGUUACUCACGAGAGUCCACACAGUCCGUCCCUGACCACUCAGAUUCUUCUCUCUCCGUUGACAGUGUGGAUGUGAAGAAGGUUGCGACACCCGUGCUGACGGAGUUAUCUGUGUAUCUCAACUGUUCACUGCGGUGACACAACCAUCUCUGUCGUGUUCGACUGUGUCUCUUAGAUCUCACCAGUGCUCAGAACAUUUCUUAGCCCAGCUUUAAUACUGUUUUUAAAGUCUAUUUUCUGUAUAUAAAAUCUUUUUAUACAUUUUUAAUAACUGCAUAAUAUGCUAAGUUAUUUUGUAAGAAGAGUUUUAUGUAUUUUUGUAUGAAUCAAUAGUUGUAUAUUGUUAGUAUUCUUAGGUUUUAAUAAUAUUUUUAUACAAAAUUAAAUAUAAAACAAUUUGUAUAUUUAAUGUUUUGAGUAUCCCCAUAGGCUAGAACAAACCUCUCCCCUAUUUGAUGUUAAUAUUUCUGUUUGAUAAAUUUGCCUAAAGUCACAGAAUAUUCAUAAAGUUUUCAUUCAAAAACAUUUUUCUACACAUGACCUACGGUCAAACAAGUUUUGGUUUCCAAAAGAGGCUCAAUUAUUAAAUAUUACAUCAUGUACUAGUUGUGGAAUCGAUUUUUGUUGGGAAAAUCAUUUUUAUGUUAAAUUCAUAACCUUUUUGAGAUAUCUACGAG